CUGGUUUCCAAAUUGAAGAUCAGGCCCAUAUGCAGUUGUUAAAAAUAUACUAUAUAGCGUGACCCCACACAAGUCGAACAAUGCUCUCUGAACUUGCCAUAAGACAUUUAUAUACCGCUACCUCCAGCUAUCAUGAUAAGCCCCCAAUCCACAAAUACAAGAUAAGCAGCUGAGUCCAACGCGGUCCGCAAAGAUGCAGCCGCCCUGCCAUGGCAAUAAUCCUAUGAAUGAUAUCUCUGCGAGAUACAUCAACCCUUCCGAGCUGCUAUUCGAUGACGGCAUGUCUGAUUUGUUAAGCUACUCAACUUUGGACAGCAGUUACUCCCACGGCACGUCAAAUGGCAGUACUCUUUUCGAGACGUCAGAUGGCGAAUCCGAACACAGCUGUGGAUAUAAGCUCUUGGGGUCUGACAUGGAAACAGACGAACGGUCGGGCUCGGCAGCUGUAAGUGAUUCGGAUACUGCUGAGCUUGAUCUCUCUGACCGGAGCAAGGUCGAUAAAAGGCUGUCUGAUGAAUUCAUUGUACUCAGCAAGCGGGUGGUCAAUAGUGGUGGGCAACGAAGCCGACACUAUCUAGUAGUGGGCUGGAUCGUGGAAGAGAAUCUCGAAUUGUUCAAAGAGCUGACUAUGUGGAGGUGAUGCGAGGAUAACCACGGAGAGACGCUGCGCCAAUACCGGCCUGCAACCGUGCUUUGCAUCUUUGGUUUUGCGUUAUCCCUCACUCAUUCUCGGAUAGUCUUGUCAUAGUCCUUCCUUUCUUCUCCCAUGUUCGAAAUAUCGUACAG
Messenger RNA from Aspergillus sclerotioniger CBS 115572, 786 nucleotides. RefSeq lists its product as uncharacterized. The record is from RefSeq and is a predicted model, not a curated record. The coding region runs from base 194 to 640 and encodes 148 amino acids. Lineage: Eukaryota; Fungi; Ascomycota; Eurotiomycetes; Eurotiales; Aspergillaceae. The transcript has a single exon.